Ostreobium quekettii is the source of this 891-nucleotide messenger RNA. The record is from the annotation of a GenBank genome assembly. NCBI's taxonomy places the organism in Eukaryota, Viridiplantae, Chlorophyta, Ulvophyceae, Bryopsidales, Ostreobiaceae.
AUGUUGCCGGCCAGGGCGGGAGUCGGGAACCCGGCUCGCGCCCCGCAGGCGCCCCGGGCUCCCAUCCUCGCCCCCCCUCCUUUGCCGGGCAGCCCUCCCCGUCGCCAUGCUCUCCUCGCGGCAUCGCCUCACUGCCAAACAACCCCGCUCGUUGUGGUCACACGCGAGCGCGGGAAGAACGCAAAGCUGAUUUCCGCCCUGGCCGCCAAGGGGAUCCCUCACGCACUGGAGCUGCCCCUGAUCGAGCACGCGGACGGCCCGGACAGGGCCGCCCUGCCGGAGGUCCUGCGGGCCCGGCACUUCGCCUGGGUGGCCGUGACCUCCCCCGAGGCCGCGGCGGUGUUUCUCGCGGCGUGGCGCCGCGCGGGCCGGCCGUCCGUGCGCGUGGCUGCCGUGGGCGGUGGCACGGCGGAGGCGAUCGCCCAGGCCGGAUCCCUCGACGCCCCCUUCGUCCCAUCGAAGGCCACCGCCAAAGUGCUGGCGGCGGAGCUGCCGGUUGGGAACAACGGAUCCGGGUCGGUCUUGUACCCGGCGUCGGCAAAGGCUGGCGGGGACCUCCAGGAGGGGCUGGAGGCGCGGGGGUUCGAGGUCACGCGGCUGGACACUUAUGACACGAGGCCUGCCAGCCAGGUGGACCUUGGGGACCUGGAGGCCGCCGUGGGGGCGGACGUGGUGACGUUCGGGUCGCCGUCCGCUGUGGGGGCGUGGGUGGCGCUGGCGGGGGAGGCGGGACGCGCGGGUCCGGCAUUCGCAUGCAUCGGCAGGACGUCCGGCGAGGCCGCGCGGCGCGCGGGUCUGGGGAGGGUGUUCUACCCGCAGAGGCCGGGAAUGGAGGGCUGGGUGGCGGCGGUCAUGGACGCCCUGGACGCCGCGCGGGAGUCUGUGGUCUGA